AUGCACGCGAAAGCUGGUGGGAAGGGUAAGGGAAAGCAAGCAAGUGGCAGUGAUGAAGCUCCCUCCAAGGGGAAAGGCAAAGCAGGCAAAGCAGCUGAUGGUCUUGGGACAUGCACCUAUGUUAAAGCGAGGCACGUUCUGUGCGAGAAGCAAGGAAAGAUCAACGAGGCAUACAAAAAGUUGCAGGAUGGUUGGUUGAGCAACGGAGACAAGGUGCCUCCUGCUGAGUUUGCUAAGAUUGCAGCAGAGUACUCGGAGUGCCCAUCAGGGAAGAAAGGAGGAGAUCUUGGAUGGUUCCCAAGGGGAAAGAUGGCAGGUCCAUUCCAAGAUGUCGCCUUCAACACACCUGUUGGAGUCACCAGUGCACCCUUCAAAUCCACAAAGAGAAGAUGCAGAAAAUCUAAAGGAAAAAGACCUAAUCCGAUGAGCAUAGUUGCCGAUGAUCUGGUGGAAGACAUACUCAUUAGGUUGCCAUUGAAGUCAAUCUUAAGAUUCAAAACCGUGUCGAAACAAUGGAAAGCAACGGUGGAGUCGAGGUGGUUCGCGGAGAGGCGUGCGAGCGUUAAAAAAGGGCGGAAACUAUUCCUGGCUGUCGGAGAUGAGUCCGAGUCGUGGUUCGAAGGAGACACAGAGGCCGAGAUGGUCUACUUACGAUGCGAGGACGCCACACGACCUUCGCUGACGUGUAACGGUUUGGUUUGCAUCCCCGUACCAGGUUGGGUCAAGGUUUUGAACCCUCUGACCGGAGAACUCUUUAGAUUCCCUUCGGGGCCAUCCCACCAUGAGCAGGAAGUCGCAAAUAAAAGGUGGUGGCACAACGUGUUCCCUGGAUAUUGGGCGAUGGGAUUCGGUAAGGACCAAGUUAACGGGAGCUAUAAAAUAGUGAGGAUGUUGUCUGAUCCUGACCAUUGUCUGAUUCUUGAUAUUAACAUCGGGGAAUGGCGGGAACUGAGCCCGCCUCCUUGCGAGAUUGAAUCGAACAGGAAGUCGGCUUGCGUGAACGGGUCCGUUUACUGGUUAAACUUGUUCACUAAACACAAGUUACUGGCUUUGGAUCUCCACACAGAAGAGUUCCGGGUUGUCUCCGCAGAACCCCCGCCUAGGCAACAACCAGCAGCUCAGAUAGUGAACCUUGAAGGCCGUCUAGCCAUAGGCGAGACCAAUACUACAGGUGAAUGGAAGCUAGAGAUAUGGUGCAUGGAUGCACAGGAAGAAACAUGGACUAUGACUUACAACAUACUUUUAUCAUCCUUUGCAACUUUAUGGUGCCGAUGGCACAUUACCUACUUCACCCCACUGGCUGUUUCUGAGGGAGGGAGUCUUUUCUUCACUGACAAUAACAAGAGGCUGUUCAAGUAUUCUCCAGACACGGACUCCCUCCGUUGUCCCUCUCCAGGCGUUUAUGUUAUAUCUCCACUGGUCGAGAAUUUGGUCCGGUUUCCUUCACCACCACCAGGAGGAGGAGGAUUUGUUUCCAAAAUCACCUCAUCGGGGCACCUUUAUGGAGUUAGCUAUCCGGAAGAUCAGGUUCCGGGCUCCCGGAUAUCCAGUUUUGUUAGACGGGUCCAAUUGGGGAUCCCCAAUAUUUUGCUUACCCUCUAA
This is a messenger RNA of Thlaspi arvense, 1602 nucleotides long. The record is from the annotation of a GenBank genome assembly. Lineage: Eukaryota; Viridiplantae; Streptophyta; Magnoliopsida; Brassicales; Brassicaceae.